Molecule: messenger RNA, 3507 nt
Organism: Sciurus carolinensis (gray squirrel)
Lineage: Eukaryota; Metazoa; Chordata; Mammalia; Rodentia; Sciuridae
Product: zinc finger BED domain-containing protein 4-like
Exons: 1
Molecular function (GO): protein dimerization activity; DNA binding
Source: RefSeq, a predicted model, not a curated record
AUGGAGGACAACCAGGACACUGGCCCCAAAGGGGACAGUGAUUUUGUUUCUGAUAAAAUAAGUUUCAAAAUAGAGGAGGAAGAAGAUGAUCCAGUCCCCAGUCACAGUUUGGAAGGAGUGGACUUUCAGAGUGAGCAGGAGGACAUGAGGCACAUGGACAGUGGUGAGGAGCAGGCGGAGGGCGGGGUGGGCCUUGCCUACCGGCCCCCCGGGAAGUGCUUCCCUGCCGAGGGCGAGGAUGGCUACCGGGCUCUGUUUUCCCAGUACAGCAGCACGCUGUACAGCGUGGCCAUGGAGGCCGUGACCCAGAGCCUGCUCUCCAGCCACCACGUCAGCUCCAGGAAGAAGUUUCCAGCAUGGAAGCAUUUCUUCAUCUCCCCCGGAGACAGCACGAAAGCAAUAUGUAGGUACUGCAUGAAGGAGUUCAGCCGGGGCAAGAACGAGAAGGACCUGAGCACCAGCUGCCUCAUGCACCACGUGCAGCGGGCGCAACCCACCAAGCUCGGGCUGGAGAGCAGCAGCGUGUCCGCAGGCUCCUCCUUUCCCUCGACCUCGCUCCUGCUUCCGCCGCAGCCUGCAGACGUGGGGGACCUGGGCUCCACUCUUCCUCCUGUCAGACUUGCCCAGAAGAUGACAUCUACGAUCCUGUCCCCUGACCACAUGCAGGAGGAGCCCGUGUCCAUGGUCUCUUCUGAAGUCCCUGACGUGCCGGUCACUGAGAAGUACAGCAGAGAGGAGGCCCUGGCUGGGUCUUCCCCCCGCCUCGCGGCGCUCCAUUAUGAUGAGACCACAGAGGGCAUGGCGGAGAGAAGCCUUCGCCCUCCCAAGAGCACGUCCGGGUCCAGGAGGAGGUCGGUCAUCUGGAAGCACUUCUACCUGUCUCCACUGGACAGCUCCAAGGCUGUCUGCGUGCACUGCAUGAACGAGUUCAGCAGGGUCAAGAACGGGAAGGACCUGGGCACCAGCUGCCUCAUCCGCCACAUGUGGCAGGCGCACCACUCCAUCGUGCUGCAGGAGAACGGCGGCGGCACAGGCCUCCCGCCCCUGUACCCUACGUCCCCCACCCUGCUGCCCGCCCUGCUGCCUCCAGAGGGGGAGCCGGACUCUGUGUCCUCCUCUCCAGGAAAACCGGUCCAAGAGUGCCCCUCGGCCUCCUCGUCCCUGGACAGGCUGACUGAGGACCUGCUGUUGCACGCACACCCUGCAGGUGCACUUGGGGACGCAUCCGUGCUGUCGUCCUCUGAGGAUGUGGGCGAGGCCUCUGUGGGCACCUCUCCUGAGCAGCAGGCCAGCGGGCUGAGCCUGAGAAGGUGUGAGUCUGGUGCCGUCUUCCAGCAGAAUAAGAAAGUCAUGAAGAGGCUGAAGUCGGAGGUGUGGCACCACUUCUCUCUGGCCCCCACGGACAGUCUGAAGGCCGUGUGUCGGUACUGUGACUGCGCCAUCAGUCGCGGGAAGAAGGGGGAUGUGGGCACCAGCUGUUUGAUGCGGCAUCUGUACAGACGCCACCCCAAGGUGGCCAGGACCCAGAAGGGCUUCCUGGGUGUGAGUUUGGCAAACUCUCCAUAUGACACUUUGGCUUCUGCAGAAAGUUCCUCCUCCAAGUUAUCUGUCUUGCCAGCGGUGGUCAGAAGAAACCAAGUCGUGUUUCCUGUCAGCAGCAAGAAGACAUCAAAGCUGUGGAAUCACUUCUCCCUGUGCUCUGCGGACUCCACCAAGGUGGUGUGUCUGCACUGCAGCAGAACCAUCAGCAGGGGCAAGGAGCCCACCAACCUGGGCACCAGCUGCCUCCUGAGGUACCUGCAGAGGUUCCAUGUGCUCAAGACUGACGUCCACCCUGAGACCACCCCGUCCCGCUCUCCAGGCGCCCUGGGGCCACUGAGCACGGAGUUGUCAAGCACUUCCUCCUUUGAUGACCCCAGUGAAAAGUUUUAUGACUCUCACCCAGUUGCCAAAAAUAUCACCAGUCUGAUCGCAGAGAUGCUCGCCCUUGACCUGCAGCCGUACUCCUUCGUGGACAGCAUGGGCUUCAGCAGGCUGCUGGAGUACCUGAAGCCCCAGUACUCGAUGCCCUCCCCCUCCUACUUCUCCAGGACCGCCAUCCCCGGGAUGUACGACAGUGUGAAGAAGAUGGUUCUGUCGCAGCUGAAAGAGGCCGAGAGUGGCGUGGUCCACUUCAUGUCAGGAAUAUGGACAGGCACUCAGACCCGCGAGUACCUGACCCUCACCGCCCACUGGGUCACCUUCACGUCCUCGGCCUGCCCGCACUGUGAGGACCACCACUGCUGGGCACUCCUGGACGUGUCGCAGAUCGACUGUGACUACGGGGGCGGCAGCAUCCAGAAGCAGCCGGAGUGCUGGUGGGACGCGUGAGUGACCACCAUCGGCCUGCAGGUCGGCAUCACUGUCACCGACAACCCGAGCGUCGGCAAGAUCCUGGAUGAGGCGGAGCACUCCAGCGUGCCCUGCUUCAGCCACACGGUGGACCUGAGCGUGAAGGAGGCCGUCAAGAGCCAGAGGAUGGUGCAGAACGUACUGAGCAUCGCUCGGAAGCUGUGCGAGCGGGUCCACCAGUCCCCCACGGCCAAGGAGAAGCUGGCCGUGCUGCAGCGGGAGUACGGGCUGCCGCAGCACCCCCUCAUCCAGGAUGUGCCGUCCAGGUGGAGCACCUCCCUGCACAUACUGGAGCGGCUGCUGGAGCAAAAGCGGGCCAUCAACGAGAUGUUGGUCAAGUGCAGCUUCCGAGAACUCCUCAGCUGCGACCAGUGGGAGGUCAUGCAGUCCGUGUGCCAUGCACUGAGGCCCUUUGAUGCGGGGAGCUGGGAGAUGAGCGCCCACGUGUCCACUCUGAGCCAAGUCAUCCCCAUGAUCCACAUUCUCAGCAGGAAGGUCGAGAUGGGGAAGGUCUUUGGGGAGACCAUGGGCAUCGACAGCAUGCUGAAGUCGCUGAAGGAAGCCAUGGCGAGCCGCCUGUCUGCCAGUCUCCACGACCCCAGGUACGUCUUUGCCACGCUGCUGGACCCUUGCUACAAAGUCUCCCUGUUCACAGAGCAGGAGGCGGAGCAGCACAGGCAGGAUCUAAUCAGGGAGCUAGAAAUCCUGGAUUCUACCUCAGAGGACACAGCCACCUCCGAAGGCUGUGACUCAGGGCCCCCGCUGAGAGACUCUGGUGGAGGAGAGAGCCUGUGGUCGCUGGUGGCCAAGGUGAAGAGGGGAGACCAGCGGGAGCGGCUGCCUGAAGAUGUGGUGCUGGCCUACCUGGAGGAGGAGGGGCUGGACCACAGCUGUGACCUGCUGGCCUACUGGAACCUGAAGAGGGUAUCCUGGCUCGGGCUGUCCACCUUGGCCGUCAGAUUUUUGGGCUGUCCCCCCAGUACUGUCCCAUCCGAAAAGCUGUUCAGCACGUCCACAGAGAACGGCAGCUUUGGCCAGCCCCAGCUCAUGAUGGAGCAUUUUGAGAAACUCAUCUUCCUGAAGGUGAACCUUCCCUUGAUAUACUUUCAGUAUUGA